This is a messenger RNA of Scylla paramamosain (green mud crab), 3014 nucleotides long. RefSeq lists its product as uncharacterized. The transcript has 2 exons. NCBI's taxonomy places the organism in Eukaryota, Metazoa, Arthropoda, Malacostraca, Decapoda, Portunidae. The record is from RefSeq and is a predicted model, not a curated record. Bases 148 to 2679 code for a protein of 843 amino acids.
CUCCACUCAGCUUCCUCCGCCCAGCACAGGGAAGGUCACGCGACAUCUGGCGGCGACGGCGGCGGCCACACAUGUCUGUUUGUGUGAUGGGCGGCCUGGGUUGUAUGGAGUCUCCUUCCCUCUACCUGAGCAUGACAAGGACACAAAAUGAACACCAAAUCUAAAAGAGACAUCUUGGAAGAGAAAGCAGACUUGAAGAGAUUCUCAUAUGAAGGUGAAAGCUCUGAAGGUUUGCAUCUUAAGGACAUGAAGAGGGAAGAGUGUAAUACUAAUAGCUAUGAAGAUGAGGAAGAGGAAGAAACACCAAAAAUUUUCAAGAAAAAGAAGAGGUACCUGCAGAGAUACUCAGCAAAAUUUGAAAACAGUCCACUGUUCAGAGGUUGGGUUAAGGCAAGUAGUAGAGGAAAUUCUUAUGCAUACUGCAUACCUUGUGGUGCUCACCUCAAGAUAACCUCGGGUAAGACUGACCUUAAGAAGCAUUCGGAGAUGAAAAAGCACAGAGCCAAUGUUAAGGCAUCACAUGGAGGUGAGAACUGCAUAACUGCCUAUGUCCUGGGACAAGACCAGCCCAUAGCCAGUGUUGAGUUGCCAGUGCCUGGGGAAGAUUCCAAGAUUACUAAGAAGAAAAGAUAUUCUCAAAAGUACUCCCAUUUAUUUGAGGAAGAUCCAUUGCUAGAGGGCUGGAUCGCAUCAAGUGCAAAGGGUGAGUACUAUGCUCACUGUAUUCCAUGUGACAUUGACCUCAGAAUAGGUGCUGGGAAAGUGGACUUAAAAAAGCAUGCAAAAAACAAGAAGCAUAUGAAUGCCAAGGCAGAACUUGACCAAAAAAUGCUGUCAUCACCCAGGUCAAGACCAAGCGAGCAUUGCAUUGCCACUUUCAUGCCUCGACAGGACUAUCCAAUGCCUGGUAUGGAUUUGCCCAUGAAUACUGUGCAGAUACAGACCUCCAUGGAGGAACUGGAGGACAUCCAGGAAAGUCCCAUGACACUUGAGAUAAACUCAUUCUCAAGGAGUCCAAUUAAGUCAAGGCAUAAAGAAGAUCCUGGUUUGUUGACCUCAAGAUUACACAAAGCUGAACUUCAGAUUGCCUCAUUCAUAGCUAGGCAUAAUCUGUCAGUUGACACUUCAGACCAUCUCAUUCAACUAAUUAAAAAUGUCUGUCCAGAUUCUAGUGUGACACAAAAUUUGGAAUGUGGAGGCACUGACAUGGAAUUACUCAUUAACAAUGUAUUGGGAAAGGAUGGCUGUGAGGAGCUGAUGCAACUUUUAAGAGAGAACAAAUUUUCAUUGAUAGUUGAUGAAUCUACAGGAAGAGGGUUAGAGAAACACUUGAGUAUGAUUGUUAGAGUGUUGCACAAUUAUUCAAUAACUGAUGCCUUUCUAGGCUUUAUUCCCAUGAAAGAAGCCACAGCUCACUCACUGUAUAAUGAUGUUGUUGAAUUCUUUGGGAAAAAUUUAAUACCUUACAAAAAAAAUUUGAUUGGCAUAGCUGCUGAUGGUGGCAACUCUGUUCUGGGUGACUGUCAUUCUCUGUCAUCCCUAUUGAAGGAAGACAUUCCUCACCUGUUUGUUAUGAAGUGCAUCUCUCACUCCUUUAGUUUGUGUGCAUCUUGUGCCUGUCUUAAGUUGCCCUACUCAUUGGAAGAUCUUGCCAGAGAUGUUUACAGUUAUUUUCAGUUAAGUCCUAAUCAUAUAGAGCUUGAGGAAUUUGAGGCAUUCACUAAUGCCAAACCUUACAAGCUGUUGCACCCAGAACAGAUCAGAUUAUUGUCUGUACAUGAAGUGGUGUCAAAAGUCCUGGAAAACUAUGAUGCUCUCAUGUCAUAUUUUGCCAAAGCUACCUUAGUUGACAGACUUGAAGCUCCGGAAGCAAUCCUUCAGAGGCUCAGCAUACCUGUAACUAAACUGUAUCUAAUGUUUCUUGACUUUGUUUUACCAAUUUUUGAUAAUCUAGAUAGACAUAUGCAGAGUGAGUCCACUCAGAUCCAUGUCCUACAUAAUGCAGUUGGAAUAGCCUUGAAAGCUAUCUUUGAGUGCUAUCUUGAUGAUGCUUAUAUUAAUUCAACAUCAUUAAAAGACAUUAAAUAUAGAGAUGAAGCAAAUUUCAAGCCCUUAGAAGAGAUGUAUCUGGGAAUUAAAGUACAAAUGGAAAUCACAAAUUCAGCGCUGUUGCAAGAUGAAGAUUUGAAAGAUUUUCGAAUGAAUUGCCUGGAAUUCUUAAUUGAAAGCGUUUCUCAGAUUUACAAAAGACUUCCUUUUAGUUCACGUAUAUUGGAAUCUUUGGAGAACCUGAAUCCAAAGGUAGUCAUUGAAAAAAAUGUUCCAUCUUUAAUUGAUCUGAUUAGUAAUUUUGAACACCUGGCAACCCCAGACAUUCAAAUAGUGGAUAGUGAGUGGAGACUGCUGCGGAACAUGCUGGACACUCUGCGAGUCAACUCCAGCAUGAGGCCUGAAGUGUUUUGGGACACAGUGAGCAAAGCAAGGCAUAUAGAUAAUGUUCCCAUGUGUCCGAAUCUUUCAGAGUUUAUGCUGAAAUUAUUGUGUUUACCAAGUGCUACUGCUGCUGAUGAGGAAAUUUUUACAAAAAUUAACAAGAUGAAAAGUAGAUCAAAGAACAUAUCAACUGAGACUCUCAAGAGUGUUCUGUAUACAAACCAGUUGAUUAUGAAUAAGUCUUGAGUGUUUUCUCAUUUAUACCUUAACACAGUGUAAUAUCUAGAAAACUAUAUAUCAUCUGUAUCAGAUGUGUGAUGUAAAUGCUGUGCUUUAAAAUUAAUUACCACCUUUCUGUUGGGCCUUUAUAAGUGAGAAAUCCCUUAGUGUGAUUAGGUCUAACUCAUGGCUGUGUCUGCUUGCAAGGAAAGCCAUGUUACUGGUCAGGCCACAGAGGAGGUUACUUUUAGCAUUGCUUUCCUUGUAACUAAAGUAACCAAAAAUCAUCUAUAUCUAUAUUUUUGCAACCAUUUGUAAUUUUUAUCCCUUUUGAGGGACAAAAUACAUGUACUUUCUCUCUA